Molecule: messenger RNA, 741 nt
Organism: Lecanosticta acicola
Lineage: Eukaryota; Fungi; Ascomycota; Dothideomycetes; Mycosphaerellales; Mycosphaerellaceae
Source: the annotation of a GenBank genome assembly
AUGGGAUCUCUAUUGAACUCGCAUUUGGAGCAAAUCUCUUUAUGCGCUACCUCGAUUGCGGAACUUCCUUUCCCAGGACCCAAACGCUUCACGAAUGCUCUGCUGGCCCAGCAUGACAUUACAGCUUUGAUCCGGGACACGGAGGCCCACGAACGCGCUCUCUUCCAUCUCGCACCACCGCCACUGCCUAGCAGGUCUGCUGCUCAGGAUAUCUCUUCGGCCCCCGCGACUGGUCCCGCUGCGUCAUCAACGACUUCCAGGAGGGCGACCAUGUAUGGAAACCGGCAACCGAAGAACAAAGCCGUGGCCGCAGUACUAGGUGGUGAUUUGUACCAGCGUACGCGGAAGGAAAGCGCCGCGGUUAGGCAGAAAGGCGAUGUCGAUGUGGAGAUUCUGCUGGAAGGUGCGGAGAGAUUACUUGCUGUGUAUCCAGUGCCCGGAGCUGCCGACAAGAUCACGCAGCUCAGACGCCGACAUCAGCAGCUCGUGGCGAACAUAUCUCAUUAUGAGGCACUGGUAGGCCAACAGUCCGCCGACUUGGCCCGUAUGAACAGGCCCACAUAUGACGACGGUGACGACGACGAGAUCAUGGACGACGAGCCGAUCGUAAGCGCGCCCACCAUGACCAAGGAGGAUCUCGAGCGCGAGGAGACUGAAAUCGCAGAACUCGAAGGAAAGAAAAAGUCUUUGGAGGAUCGAGUGACUGGCAUGGAGAGGGAUCUAGGAGGGCUCAUGCGAUGA